AUGGGAGGCGAGAUGAGCAAGGCGAAUUAUGUGAGGGUUGGGCAAGACCCUGAUUGGGAAAAUCAAUAUAAAGAAGCUUGCAAAACUGAUCUAGAAGUCAAGAAUUUCCACGACAAGCUUGAAGAUGAUCUAGAGGGAUUCGUCAGCGCGGAGGGCGGCAUGUCUCUGGAUUCUUUAAGGAAGGCAACCUCGAUCAUGGCAGAAAAAGACCAGCAACUCAAAGAUCUCAUACUGAAAAAUAAGAAAGAUAUCUGGAAAGACCGUAACCUGAACGAGCUGGUUGAACUAUAUAGGGAACUCAAUACAGUGAAUAAAAACUUGUACAAUGAGCUGAACAAUUGCCUGGUAAGGAUGAGUUGCAACCAAGGCUUCCUUGAGGUCGCGUUACAGUGCAUAGCGCCUUCAAGCAACCUUCCCGGCAAGGCACAGUACACCAAGUGUAAGGAAAAACUAGUGGAAUUUCAGAAGGCUGAGAAUCCCUUUAACGAAAAAUUUUCCAGUCUGUUAAAGUCUGUCCUAGAGCAGAACAAUCAAAUUCUGGGAAAACUCAAGGCGCAAAAAAAGAAAUUGGACAAAAAAUUCAAGUUGGUGAGGUUGGGGAGGAGGAUUUCGUUCAUUCUUUUUGCGAUGGUGGCUGGGUCGUGUUUUAUUUUUUCUGUGCUGGGAGCGGCCAUGUUUUCGCCGCCGUUAGCAGUGGCAAUUGUCGCCACCCCAACGAUUCUCUCUGGCCCGUCGGCCUGGUUGUUCUCACGUUUGACAAAAUACGAGAAUAAGAUCAAGAUAAGACGUGAGGUUGUUGACAUAAUGCAGAAGGUGACCUAUAAAGGGCUUAAUGACCUGAACCUCAUUAGCUUUAGCGCGGACCAACUGAAGGGCAGCAUCGAUUUGAUUCUCCUGAGCGUGGACUUCUAUUGCAAGGGAGAGGAUCACCAGAAAAUUGCAGUGGAGGAUAUUAGGAAGAAACGCAAGAGAUUUAAGGAUCAGAUCGAUAAACUGAAGAAUGAAGUGGACGAUAUCAGGGCGAAACAGCAGAGCGUAAAGGACCAGAUCGACGAUCUUCACAACCAUGUAGAUCGCUGCAUCCAGGAAUUACAAAACAACAGUUCCCAAAUUCUUCUCAAGAACACCAGGUCAGUUUGA
Cryptomeria japonica (Japanese cedar) is the source of this 1140-nucleotide messenger RNA. Its product is annotated as UPF0496 protein At4g34320-like. NCBI's taxonomy places the organism in Eukaryota, Viridiplantae, Streptophyta, Pinopsida, Cupressales, Cupressaceae. The transcript has a single exon. The record is from RefSeq and is a predicted model, not a curated record. Bases 1 to 1140 code for a protein of 379 amino acids.